GAAAAUUAAAGAAAGAUUAAGAAGUGAAAAUAAUAGAUUGGAAUAAGAAACAUGAAGAUGAAGAGGAGGAGGAGGAGGAGGGGAAAGCGAGCGACAAGUGGGCCAACUGAUGAUCAACAUGGUGAAUGAUGAAAUUGCCUUACUAUUAGAACCGGUUAUUCCAGCUAACUGAUCAACAACAACAUGAAAUUAAAUCAAAAGUAAAAAUCAGCAGUUACUAAACACUAACAACUGAAAAUCAUUUUUUGACGUUCGUUUCUUUUGUCUUCCUUGUUGCUUUACAAUUUCCCUCACAUUCAUUUAAACGAAUAUUUCAUUUUGUGAUUUUAUUCCCUUUUCCGUCAUCUAACACCAACAUGGCCAUCUUUUUGAUUAUUUGAAAUAUGUGUUCAAGUCAAUUGUUUAACUGAUAAACAAUACUGUUAAACAAUGAGUCGGACAGAUCGAAGCGCCCAAAAUGUUAGACGUCUACGAGAAGCCUUUAGGCAGGAAUACACGACCAAUCCUGAUCUUUAUUAUGAAGAAGAUUACCAAAAGCUGGAAACAGAUGAUUGGUACGUGAAACGGUUCUUUUUGGCUCGCAAUCGUAAUGAGACUGAGGCUCUUCGUAUGAUAGUUGAGACCAUGAAAUGGAGGAAAGAAAUCAAGAUCAGAGAAUUUCGUGAUUACCAUUUCCCGAUUGAGUUUUACAAGAUUGGUGCUUUGUUCAUCUAUGAAUGUGAUCGAAAUGGUUUCCUUACUGUUUACAUAAGGGUCAAGAUGCAUCGCAAGAUUCCUGAAUUGGAUGAUCAUUCGAGGAAAUUUUUGAUUCACGUUCUGAAUAAAGCGGAUAUCAUGACUGGAGGAAAUGGCAUUGGUGUAGUUUUUGACGUGACUGGAGCUGGUUAUCGUAAUCUAGACUGGGAUUAUCUAAAGUUUCUCAUCAAUUCUGGAUCAAAUUAUUUCCCAGUUGGUGUUAAGUACAUCUUGGUUGUCAAUGUUCCUUGGGCAUUCAAUGCUGUUAGACGAGCCGCUCUUUCCUUUCUACCAGCUUCUCUAUUUGGUUUGAUCAAAUUUGCCAAUGGAGAUGAAAUUUUCAAUUUCAUUGACAAAGCCUCGGCCCCUGACUAUCUCGGUGGAACCUGUAAACGUAAUUACAGAGCCAUUCCUCCUGGAAGUCGACCAGUUUCUCAGGUGGUCACUGAAUUCGGUUACUCCACAGAAGACAUUGAUAGGAUUUUACCAGAAUUUGCUGAUGCAUUGGAAGAAGCUUCAAAAGCUUUGGAAACAGGCGACUAUAUUAACCCAAGCUCAGACUUUUGGGACUCAUUGGAAGAGGAAAGCGAUAUUAAAGAUGAAAUAAGAGAAUCUGGAACAAAAGAUUCAGCAAUCAAAUGUAUUAUAGUCAACCCAUCAAAAAGUUUAAUGUUUAGAUAUGAUUACUGUGAUCGAGCUUAUGAAGCCACUUUAGUGAUAUCUAAUCCAUUGGAAUCUCCUGUUGCCUUUAAAAUUCAGUCAACAAAUCCAUCAAAAUACACUGUCAGCCCAAGUCUGGGAAUCAUUUUACCAAAGAGAACGAUAACUGCAACAAUUAAAUUUAACCAAGACUCAGGAUCUGCUAUAAAGAAAGAUAAAUUUUUAAUACUCGGUUUACCAAUUGAAAGAACAUGGUUAACAGUUGAAGAUUUUUAUGCCCUUUGGGUUCAGCACAAAGACGACAUUUAUUCACACAAAUUGCUACCUUUUUCGGAGGCUGACCAUUGUUAUGAUGAGACCAAAAACGUGGAUGAUUAUGGUGAUAAUAACACGAUAAGACGUAAAUUGAUGCACAAUGGGGGAACAAUUAUCAAUGGUGAUUCGAGGAGCAACAUGGAUGAACAUGAUCAACAAAUCAGCCGAUUAACAGAAAGAAUCAACAUGUUGGUCAAUCAACAAAAGAAGACAUGGAUUUUUCUCAUUAUCAUCAUUCUCCUCUAUCUUCUUGUUUUGUCUUACAUUUUGUUGUCUGAUCAUUCAUUUGACUCAGUUCAUUUAUUUCAGGAUUAUUCCGCUAAAAUGAUGGAAUCUUUGAGGUAAUAUUGUAAAUGAAAAUAACGAUCUUCCGUUGUUCAGUGUUUUGUAUUGAUUGGGAAAUCAUUGUUUUUUGAUUUUUUUUCAGGUAAAAAUUGUACUUAACUUUAACAUUGCCAGUAAAUUGUUCGUGUUGCUUUUUAAUCAUAAUUUGUAAUUAGAGCUGAUGACUUAAAGAGUUAAAGAUUA
Molecule: messenger RNA, 2238 nt
Organism: Tetranychus urticae (two-spotted spider mite)
Lineage: Eukaryota; Metazoa; Arthropoda; Arachnida; Trombidiformes; Tetranychidae
Product: motile sperm domain-containing protein 2-like
Cellular component (GO): endoplasmic reticulum-endosome membrane contact site; endomembrane system
Source: RefSeq, a predicted model, not a curated record